Messenger RNA from Hansenula anomala, 1491 nucleotides. RefSeq names its product putative permease SEO1 (gene SEO1). Gene Ontology annotation, molecular function: transmembrane transporter activity. Gene Ontology annotation, cellular component: membrane. The transcript has 2 exons. The record is from RefSeq and is a predicted model, not a curated record. Gene Ontology annotation, biological process: transmembrane transport. Lineage: Eukaryota; Fungi; Ascomycota; Saccharomycetes; Phaffomycetales; Wickerhamomycetaceae. The annotation marks the transcript as partial.
GAAUAUCGAGAUGAAUCUAACAGACCUUGGUGGAAGUUUUUCGAUGAAUAUGAAUAUAGAUUGAACAAAUAUGAAAGAAGCAGACACAAAUGGUAUUACUGGUUUGAAGAAGGGACUUCCAAGGAAGAAAAGAAAUUAUUAAUCAAAUUAGAUUUCUUGAUUGCGUUUUAUGUCCUUGUGGUAUUUUGGGUUAAAUCCUUAGAUCAAUCAAAUGUGUCAAAUGCUUAUGUUUCUGGAUUGAAGAAUGAUAUCGGUAUGAAAGGUAAUGAUUUGAUCAAUACCACCACGGCCUUCAAUGUGGGUCUUGUUGUCUUACAAUUUCCAUUCAUGUAUUUGUUCCCUAGAGUCUCCACUCAUUACCUUGUCCCUGGACUAGAUCUCUGUUGGGGUAUUUUCACUAUUGGUUUACAUGCUGUCAAUACAGUUCCACAAUUGCAAGUGUUGAGGUUUUUCGUUGGUGCGCUAGAAGCAGGGUUUUAUCCAGCAGCUCAUUACAUAUUUGGAUCUUGGUAUAAACCUCAAGAAAUAUCAAGAAGAGCCGGUAUUUAUUAUUUUGGAAAUAUGCUUGGUGCUAUUAGUUCUGGACUCUUCCAAGCUUCUAUUUACAAAAAUUUCAAUGGUAAUGGUGGAUUAGCUGGCUGGAGAUGGUUGUUUGUAGUUGAUGGUAUAAUCACAAUAGUUGUUGGUAUUGCUGGAUUUUUCAUAUUGCCAGGGUCACCAUAUAAUUGUUACUCAAUUUGGUUAACAGAUGAUGAGAUUAGGUUAGCAAGACGGAGAUUAAAAGAAGCCAACAUUGCUGCUCCAUCUCAUAAACAAAAAUUGGAUGGGUUCUUUAGUAAAAAACUUUGGAAAAGAAUUUUAAGUAAUUGGAAAAUUUGGGGUUUAACAAUUUUUGAUGUUUCUGGUUGGAAUGGAUCAAAUACUCAAGGUAAUGGGUUUAUAUUGUGGUUGAAAGCAUUGAAUAGGUAUUCUACUCCCAAAAUCAAUGAUUUGAGUGCAACUUCAGCCGGUAUCGGGUUCAUAUUAGUGUUAGUGUUUUGUGGAGGGGCUGAUGUUUUCAGAUCAAGAUAUGGUGCUAUUGUAUUAUCACAAGUGUUAAACGUUAUUGGAAAUGUUAUAUUAGCCACUUGGAAUGUACCUGGAAGCGCCAAAUGGUUUGCUUUCAUGGUUCAAUAUGCUGGAUGGUCAACUGCCAGUGUAAGAUAUAGUUGGAUCAAUGAUAUAUUGAGACAUGAUCCUCAAGAUCGUGCAAUUAUUUUUGUUUUCCAAUUUGCUGUUGCACAAUCCACAACUAUUUGGAUAAACAGAUUGAUUUGGCCUACAGUUGAUGCUCCUCGUUAUUUAGUUGGCUACACAGUUACAGGUGUUUUUGCAUUCACUAUGAUUAUUGCAUCGUUCUGGUUAUUAUGGGUCUAUAAAAAAGAAGAACGCGAGCAUUCUUAUGAUAAUGGUAUUGUUUUAUACAACACAUCAAAAGGUGAUGAAAUACCU